Molecule: messenger RNA, 882 nt
Organism: Ctenocephalides felis (cat flea)
Lineage: Eukaryota; Metazoa; Arthropoda; Insecta; Siphonaptera; Pulicidae
Product: calcium release-activated calcium channel protein 1-like
Exons: 7
Coding region: 1-882 (293 amino acids)
Biological process (GO): store-operated calcium entry
Cellular component (GO): membrane
Molecular function (GO): store-operated calcium channel activity
Source: RefSeq, a predicted model, not a curated record
AUGCCUAGAGCGGACAUCAGUUGCAGCGACAGCUGGGCUUCUUCCGUCAGCAGCAGCUGGGAUAGAUCGUACCAGCAUAUUAGAACAAAUGUGAGUAGCUCCGCGUUACAUCUGCACGGAAGUCCACCUCCGUCAUACCAGCCUCCGCCAAGCAUAUAUUCCAUAAAUCCUGGAAACAGCUUGAAUUUUUCGUGCAAAGAUCGCGGCCAGCAAGAAAUGUCCCCGGACUCUCCUACAUGGCGACAAUUGCACAUGUGCCGCGCCAAACUCAAAGCAACAUCCACUACGUCAGAACUGCUCUCUGGAUUCGCUAUGAUCGCAAUGGUCGAGCUACAGGUUUCAAAGGUUCGUAAUACACCAGGCCACUCUGGUCUCAUCAAACACAGAGCAGUGUCUCGCGACCAAAACGAUUUGGUUCUGGAGUGGAUGAGCGGGCUUCACCAGGUAAACGACCAUUCUAGAGCGCCGCAGUGGUUGCUCGUGUGCUUCGCCGUGACAACAACGAUAUUAGUUUCAGUGCAUAUAUUUGCAUUGAUGGUAUCAACAUAUGUACUUCCACAUUUAGAUCUUGCAACAAAGUUAUCUAACGAAAGCGCUUUAACGGAUUGCCCGCAUUAUAAAUUGAAGAGUUACAUCGAUCUAGCUUGGGUCUUAAGUACAUUUCUAGGUCUGAUACUAUUUUUAAUGGAAAUUGCUAUACUUUGCUGGGUGAAGUUUUGGGAUUUUUCCCGAAAAGCGGCGGCAUCGGCUACUGCAAUUGUGAUGCCCGUUUUGCUAGUUUUCUUGGCGUUUGCUUUAUACUAUCACUGGUCCCUGGUAAUCGCAAGAUGCUGCGCAUGGAACAAGCACAAACGGAAACCAAAACAAAAUAAUCCUGUAUAG